Molecule: messenger RNA, 2695 nt
Organism: Sorex fumeus (smoky shrew)
Lineage: Eukaryota; Metazoa; Chordata; Mammalia; Eulipotyphla; Soricidae
Gene: FBXL14
Product: F-box and leucine rich repeat protein 14
Exons: 1
Coding region: 28-1230 (400 amino acids)
Biological process (GO): SCF-dependent proteasomal ubiquitin-dependent protein catabolic process
Cellular component (GO): SCF ubiquitin ligase complex
Molecular function (GO): protein binding
Source: RefSeq, a predicted model, not a curated record
CGGGAGGAGGAGGGGAGGGGGCGGAAGAUGGAGACGCACAUCUCCAGCCUGUUCCCCGAGCUGCUGGCCAUGAUCUUCGGCUACCUGGACGUGCGCGACAAGGGCCGCGCGGCGCAGGUGUGCACGGCCUGGCGGGACGCCGCCUACCACAAGUCCGUGUGGCGGGGGGUGGAGGCCAAGCUGCACCUGCGCCGGGCCAACCCGUCGCUGUUCCCCAGCCUGCAGGCCCGGGGCAUCCGGCGCGUGCAGAUCCUGAGCCUCCGCCGCAGCCUCAGCUACGUGAUCCAGGGCAUGGCCCACAUCGAGAGCCUGAACCUCAGCGGCUGCUACAACCUCACCGACAACGGCCUGGGCCACGCGUUCGUGCAGGAGAUCGGCUCCCUGCGCGCCCUCAACCUGAGCCUGUGCAAGCAGAUCACCGACAGCAGCCUGGGCCGCAUCGCGCAGUACCUCAAGGGGCUCGAGGUGCUGGAGCUGGGCGGCUGCAGCAACGUCACCAACACGGGCCUGCUGCUCAUCGCCUGGGGCCUGCAGCGCCUCAAGAGCCUCAACCUGCGCAGCUGCCGCCACCUCUCGGACGUGGGCAUCGGGCACCUGGCGGGCAUGACGCGCAGCGCGGCCGAGGGCUGCCUGCGCCUGGAGCAGCUCACGCUGCAGGACUGCCAGAAGCUCACGGACCUGUCGCUCAAGCACAUCGCGCGCGGGCUGGCGGGGCUGCGGCUGCUCAACCUCAGCUUCUGCGGCGGCAUCUCGGACGCCGGCCUGCUGCACCUGUCGCACAUGGGCAGCCUGCGCAGCCUCAACCUGCGCUCGUGCGACAACAUCAGCGACACGGGCAUCAUGCACCUGGCCAUGGGCAGCCUGCGCCUCUCGGGCCUGGACGUGUCCUUCUGCGACAAGGUGGGCGACCAGAGCCUGGCCUACAUCGCGCAGGGCCUGGACGGCCUCAAGUCGCUGUCGCUCUGCUCCUGCCACAUCAGCGACGACGGCAUCAACCGCAUGGUGCGCCAGAUGCACGGGCUGCGCACGCUCAACAUCGGCCAGUGCGUGCGCAUCACCGACCGCGGCCUGGAGCUCAUCGCCGAGCACCUGAGCCAGCUCACGGGCAUCGACCUCUACGGCUGCACGCGCAUCACCAAGCGCGGCCUGGAGCGCAUCACGCAGCUGCCCUGCCUCAAGGUGCUCAACCUGGGCCUCUGGCAGAUGACGGACAGCGAGAAGGUCAGGUGAGGGCGGCUGGUCCUACCCCCCCACCCCCGCGCCCCGGCCGGCCGGCCGCCGCCGAGGGAUGCGCCGGGCCGAUGUCUCUGGCCUCCUCCUCCCCGGGUCCCGGGCUGCUCUUGCCCCGGGAUGGAUGGAGAGGGGCCCGGCCGGAGCCGCCCUCUCCCUGCCCCCCGCCCCCUCGAGGCAUUUGGCACUGGGGGUGGGCAGGCUGGUUCUUGCCGUCCUGGGGUGGGGGGGAUGCGCCUGCGGAGAUGCCCGCCUCGACUUCAGCGUCCCUUUGAAUACUGUGAUCUGGUUUUGAGUUGGAGAUGGAUGAGGAAAGCAACCCAGCUACAACGGCCUCUUCGCCCCCUUCCACGUUGGAACGAAUUUCAGUCCCUUCUCAUUUCUGCACCCGCUGCGGAACCCUGCCAUCGCGCACAUUUCAUUUUGGAUGCCCUUUCUCUUCCUCGGACAAAAAAAAAAUGUUUGGAGAAAUUUGGAAUUACUUUUUCCCCCCUCUGCUGAAUAUAUCCUAUAUAUUAUAUAUAUAUAUAAGUUAUAUAUAUAUAUAUCUAUCUCAAAGUGUCUGGCUACCUCGUUUUAGUUUACUCUUUCCUCUGAAGCCCUGGAAUUCUACAAGAGAUAUUUUGAGACUGAAACAUUUUUGUGCCUAGACUGGAAAGAUGCUCAUUGGGUUUGUACAUCUUUUUUUGUUCUGGCUUCUUCUCAAACCGCACCCGUCCAGUGUGCCCCAUACCCACAAUCUGGCUCUUUUUUUUGGGGGGGGGGCUGCCUCUCCUUGCCCAUUGUGAUUAGAACACCCAAUGUUAUUCCUAAAUGUUGACUUAAUUUAUAGCACAAGUGUGUGGGAGAAAUGAGAGUUGAACUGUUUUUGUUUGUUUGAGAUGCAGAUUGUGUCUUGAAGAUGAUGAUUAUAUAUGCAAAUUCUGCCCUCCCCAUCCUUACCCACUUGGAAGUUUCCCUAUGAAAAGGUCACACAGUGAGGCCGGUCCGCGGGAGCAGAGCUGGCCUGAGCCUGAGCAAGCCCCGGGGCCUGUAAUGUGAAGGGGAGGAAAGUGAAAUUCAUGUCUUAUCUCUGUUCUGUUAAUAAAAAGAAAAAAAGGGGGGAGGAGUUUGUGGGUUAAAAAAAAAAAGAUUCUGUUUCCAAAUGGAGGAUUAGAUGACUUUGUUUGGUGGCGUUGGGACUUGCGGCUUUAAAGAAAAUUGCUUUUUGAGUAGGGUGUAUGAAUUUCUGUUGGAUUUUAUUUUUUUAGAGUCCUCCACAACAACAUGUGAGACCAUGGAGUUAAAAAAAAAAACCCAGAGACCUUUAUCAAUUAAUUGUACUGUUUGUGAAUUUGUAUAAAUAAUAACAAAGAUCCUCUUAAAACAUUUAUAUUCUUACAGUAAAAGGUUAAACUGAUAUUUAUAUAAUAAAAGAGGAAAUAUGAAGUAUGUUUUUGAAAAAAAAACAAGACAAAAAACAAAA